GGACAGACUCCCCGUCUCUCGUGACCGCUUCCUCGCCAGCGCACACGACCACCACGCCCUCGAGAGCUUCAGCAGGCAGUGACGACUGCGCCCACCGCGACAACCACCCAAAGGCGCCCACAGAGGCUAGCGACGACUGCAAGGCUCCUACCGUGGCCGAGACACGCGACGACCGCAGCGGGGAGGAUCGCCUGGACGACCACCACGAGCACGACCAGGUGGUGCGGCCUGUGUCGGCGCUCAUCGUGGUCGACGUCCAGAACGACUUCAUCUCCGGCUCGCUCGCCCUCAUCAACUGCCCCGCCGGACACCACGGCGAGGAGGUCAUCCCUCCUAUCAACCGCCUCCUGAGUGAAGUGAAGUUCGACAUGGUGGUUUACUCCCUGGACUGGCACCCUGAGGACCACGUGUCUUUUAUCGAUAACGUGAAGGAUAGACCGAUUCACCACACUAGUGAGAUAUCGAGCGAAGAGGCGCAGGUGAAUGACACUGUAAUCUUCGACGUGAAUAACGACGGGGUCCCGAUGGUGCAGAGGCUGUGGCCGAGACACUGCGUGCAGAAGUCGUGGGGCGCUCAGCUGCACGACGAACUCAAGAUCGUCGAGGACUCCGUGCUCGUGUACAAGGGCACGGAUCCCGAUACGGACUCCUACAGCGUCUUCUGGGACAACAACAAGAAGAGCCAGACUUCCCUCAACGAAGAACUGCAAAAGAGGAACAUUACCGAUGUUUACAUUUGCGGCAUCGCCUAUGACGUCUGCGUUUCCGCCACGACCGCGCACGCCAUAGAGGAGGGUUACCGCGCCCUCCUCAUCGACGACGGCUGCCGCGGCGUUUGCGACGCAGACAUCCAGGCCACGAAAGACAGAACCACGGCCAACAACGGCAUCGUCAUACAUUCGUCGCAGGUCAAAAGUUUGGUGAAUGGGAGAGACAGGCCUCCCGUGCUGGCUUACAAACUUGCUCUCGAAAUCGCCAAGAAAAUGAAGAAGAAAUAAUGGAACAAGAUCCUGGAUAACAACAAGAAAAUCGGAGAAAUAAAUAAUUGAAUUGCAUGAAAAAUAUCAACAAAGGGAUGUAAAAUGCUCUAUAUGUGACAAUACAGCGAGAUACAGAUGCAUUGUAUGCCAUUCGUAAUUGUAUUGCAAAUGUUGAAUUCGAUCUAUCCAUGAUUUUUCUUCCUUUCUGUUUCUUUUUAAUGUCUUUUUUUAUAUUUUGCCUUUUUUGGGGGUAAAUAUUUUCAACCAAGAAAUUCAUCGUCUUAUUUGUCUUCCUGUUUCCGAGUUAAUCUAAUUAUCUGCCUGCUUCUCUGUCUUACGGGAAAAAAUUAAUAACUUCGGAUUAAUAUCAAAAUGUAACUGAUUCUGCACUCUCGGUCUUUCAAUAAAAGUAUGUUCCUUUACUUCGUUUGUAAAUUCUAUUAUUGUGUAAGAGC
Penaeus monodon (black tiger shrimp) is the source of this 1435-nucleotide messenger RNA. RefSeq lists its product as uncharacterized. NCBI's taxonomy places the organism in Eukaryota, Metazoa, Arthropoda, Malacostraca, Decapoda, Penaeidae. Gene Ontology annotation, molecular function: calcium ion binding. The record is from RefSeq and is a predicted model, not a curated record.